AUGUCCAAGCUAUCGCCAUCCCUCAAGUCGCUCAUCAACGCCGCACACUCGCGCCCAGGGCCUGUGCCAGCGCCCGCAGGAAUCCAAGGGAUAUACAACCGGAUAGAAAAGGAAGCCACAGAGCGCAAGCUGGGACGCCCAUCAUGGCUCAGCAUAUCCACCGCCGCAACAAUGACCAUGAACUCGCCCGAAUCCAUGAUUGCCCUCUACCACAGCUCGAGCAAAUCGCGCCCAGAAAGUGAAAGCGUUGCGAUCGCAGAAUUUAUGCGCGAAAUCGGUCUCAAGUGUAUCGGUUUUAACGGCAUUCCUCGCACAAUCAACAUGCUGAACGCCUUCCGUGCGGCUCUCCCAGCCUCAGUUGCUUCAUCACUGAAUAAAACACCUACGCGAUUCCCCGACCCAUCCAACGUGGAGCAAAUAAACAAGCGUGGUCGCGAACUCUGGAACGCAAUCUACCGCCCUCUGGAAACAAAACUCGAACAGAAGCUUGGAGAAGCGCACCCGGAUCUACCCGUCUUCAUCAUAAACAGCGAGUACGGAGGCCUCUUUACCGAUCCCCCACGCAACCAAGGUGCAACUGUGGGACGUAUCACAACGAGCUUGAUCGCAAUAACAUGCCUAAGGGCGCAGCAGGGUGUCGGUCCACAAGUACUCAGUCACGUUUUCGGAUUGAGAAAAUCAUGGGAAGAUGGAACUUGGAAACAGGAGCCGGAAGCUGGUGAGGAAGAAGGAAUCAAGUGGCUGGUUAGCGACGAGGGAUGCACAUGGGUGUUGGAAAAGGUAGAUGAGCUUGUACAGGCGCUUGGUGGCGGACAGGGAAGCACUUUUGCGCCUGUUAAGGCGAAAUUGUAA
This is a messenger RNA of Bipolaris zeicola 26-R-13, 852 nucleotides long. RefSeq lists its product as uncharacterized. The record is from RefSeq and is a predicted model, not a curated record. The transcript has 2 exons. Bases 1 to 852 code for a protein of 283 amino acids. NCBI's taxonomy places the organism in Eukaryota, Fungi, Ascomycota, Dothideomycetes, Pleosporales, Pleosporaceae.